This is a messenger RNA of Hippocampus comes (tiger tail seahorse), 10262 nucleotides long. RefSeq names its product assembly factor for spindle microtubules (gene aspm). Gene Ontology annotation, cellular component: spindle pole. Bases 261 to 10124 code for a protein of 3287 amino acids. Gene Ontology annotation, biological process: establishment of meiotic spindle localization; spindle organization; mitotic cell cycle. The transcript is spliced from 26 exons. The record is from RefSeq and is a predicted model, not a curated record. NCBI's taxonomy places the organism in Eukaryota, Metazoa, Chordata, Actinopteri, Syngnathiformes, Syngnathidae. Gene Ontology annotation, molecular function: calmodulin binding.
UUGACAGGAAGUCGGUCACGAUUGGAGGAGAAAGCGACCGCUCUUCGCUUAUCAUUGGCUGCUUCAACACAUGGGCAAUUUAAAAUCUAUGAUAGUUGUGAGGAAACAAGCGUUUUGUAGUUGGAUAGUGUGGUCCUUUAUGUAGCUACUUUUGCAAACAUUCGACAGCAGUGUCCAUCGAUCAGUGGAUAAUUUUACGAACCAGCAAAUUGGAUGGAAUGUAGCUUGCUGUGACGGUAGCGACGAUCGUAACGGGAAAAAUGUCCGAAAGUGUCGCUUUAUCCUGCGCUCCAGGCAGCUUUGUGGAAUUCUCUCCAACGAGGAAUGGCGACACUGACAAGGAAAACGAUGUUGCUGUUUUGAGCCUGCACCUGUUUUCGAAGGCUACUUUUGUAUCUUUCGGGACAGUGAAAAUAGGCACCUCCAAGUCGACCGCUCUGCGCAUCGAAAACCCAACAGAGUUUGCCGAUGCUGUGCUGACUGUUGACAAGAUCCCAUCAAGCAAAGGCUUUUCUGUGGACAACAACACAUUCACAAUUCGGCCACUGGGCUCUUAUACCCUGACUCUCACCUGGACACCAACAGAAGAGGGUGGAAUCAGAGAACUGAUUGUCUUCAAUGCCAAUGGAAUCGUCAAGCACCAGGCAAUUUUGCUGGGAAAAGCAGAAGCCCCCCAAAAGAAAAAGAGGCGCUUAUGGGAUGCUAUUAAAAAGAAGAGAGGAGGUGAAAAAGGAUCUCCUUACAGGGGAAAGUGGACGGCGCUGCCCACCAAGAUGGCUGCCAAAAAAACGCUGCAUGUGACCUGGAAGCAACAGUUUGAACCCCGCAGUCCUCUUGCUUCUCUCAAUGAUGGAAAAACAGGCAGAGACAAGUCCACUGGGGAGCACGGUCUCCUUGAGGGUUACUCUCUGAAAUCCAAACAGCAAAAGCCUUUCAAUGCCGUCCGAAAGCAGUGGUCUUUGGUGAGCCAGGAGAAUGUGCACCAUGUUGAGAAUCACCCAUUUCUUGUAUCAGCCACAAACGAGACAGAGAUGAAAGCGGGCUCAGGUUCUUUGGCUGGGAAGCUUGAAAACAAAGACCUGGCAAAAAUACUUGAGACACUGUCCCCUAUUGAGACACCGGAGAGGUUCCAAAAGAUCAUGCCUCACAUUCAGCCGGUGGGGCGCACUGCUGCCGUGGCCUCCCAGACUGCGCAAAGGUGCCCGGUGGUAUCUUUGAACGAUGCCCUGGCACUCAUUGACUCCGGUUUCGCUCUUGUCAACGGCAGCCCUAAAGACUCCAGUUCUAGUAGUGACUUUUCUGAAUCCCUGGAGUUUAAAAGCGAGGAUCCUGAGCGUUUCAAAGCCCAUCCUGAUAGCCCAGAAGAGUCCACGGAGCCGCGGCUUACUUUCUUUGUCACCAAAAAAGUUGGAGCGCCCAAAGCAGAAAAGCCCGAGAGACCUAAAAUAUUGUCCUUCAACUGUGAGACGGUGAUAAAAAGCAAAGCACCGGUGACAAAUUGUGAAAGUGGGCGAAGAAUAAAGAAGUCGAGGCGGCGCUUGAUGGAGAAAACACUUGAGUUGUCGGAAGGCAGCAGCCAGUGUGAGUCUGGCCCAGGGACCCCCCACCUCCCUGUAAUAGAACCAGACACAAGGACAGCUGGUUCCCUUGGUGGCGACAGCCACACAGUCCAAGAAUGUCAUGGCAGACCAACGGCAAGACUCGGUGAUGCUCAAUUGCCCAUCAGGCUCGAUGGAAGCUCUCCUCCAACUCGAGCUCACUUGAGUUUUUCCUUCGCGCUCACUUCCCCGCCUCACAACGUCCCUCCCAUGACAUUCACGAUCUCCUCCCCAUUACCCCUGGGCCAGUCUUCUCCACUUCACUCCAGCAACACAAGUCAUCCCCAACCUGAAACCUCCCCGGAAACGGAUAUUCUUCCCCAAGCGGUCUCAGCGCAGGAGGACGUCUCUCCUGUUCGCAGCCUGACAAAGAGCAAAAAGAGGAAGAGUGAAGAAUAUUUGAAAGGCGUCACGAAGACCGACGGCGGUGGGAAAACCGAGCAGGUUAAAAAGAGCAAAACGGUGGCUUGGAAAAGUCAGCCCGUGAAAUCAACGCAGGAGAGGAGGAAGUCACAGAGGCAGUCAAUCAAAUCAAAAGGUUCUCCGCAUGCAAUGACAACAUCCGUAAAGACCCUAACGUCGUCUGUCUCGACUCAGACACAGCCAGCGAGCGCCAAACUCCCCCGACGAGGUGCCCGGGCGCUGAGGUCAAUCAGAGCAGAGCGUGUCAAGUGUGUGAAGAUGGCUCCAGUUGCAAUGUCAAAGUUGAUCUUUGUCAAAACGACUCAGACAGCCAUCCCCAGGCAUCCACUUCCUUUCGCUGCCAAGAACAUGUUCUAUGACGAGAGAUGGAUCGAGAAGCAGGAGAGGGCGUUCACGUGGUGGCUCAACUAUGUCCUGACCCCGGAUGAUUUUAAAGUCAACACAGAAAGCACCAAAGUGAGUGCUGCGCCUCUGGCAAUUGGCUGCAGCGACAAGUUCCAUGUCCCCAAAGCUCCCACCAAAGAAGAGAUGUCUUUCAGCACGUACACCGCCCGGCGAAAGUUAAACCGCCUCCGCCGGGCCGCCUGUCAGCUCUUCACCUCCGAGACGAUGGUCAAGGCCAUUAAGAGGUUGGAACUCGAAGUGGAGGCAAAGAGGCUGCUCAUCCGCAAGGACCGCCAUCUUUGGAAAGAUAUAGGAGAACGUCAAAAAGUUCUCAACUGGCUUCUUUCCUACAAUCCUCUGUGGUUAAGGAUUGGGCUUGAGACCAUCUUUGGGGAGAUGAUCUCGCUGGAGAGCAACAGCGAUGCAAUGGGUUUGGCGAUGUUCGUCCUCCAGCGUCUUCUCUGGAAUCCCGACAUCGCAGCCGAGUUCAGACAUUCAAAAGUUCCUCAUCUUUACAAAGACGGCCACGAGGAGGCGCUGUCGAGCUUCACGCUGAAGAAGCUGCUCUUGCUGGUGUGUUUCUUGGACAAGGCCAAAGCGUCUCGCCUGAUUGAGCACGACCCUUGUCUGUUCUGCGUUGACGCAGAGUUCAAGACAAGUAAAGACUUGUUGCUGGCCUUCUCACGAGACUUCUUGAGCGGGGAGGGCAUUCUCCCUCGGCAUCUUGGCUUCCUUGGAUUACCAGUCUCUCAUGUUCAAACUCCCCUUGACGAAUUCAGCUAUGCUGUGGUGAAUUUGGCCGUUGACUUGAAAUGUGGAAUCAGACUCGUGAGGGUCAUGGAGCUCCUCAUAAAGCAGUGGGGCUUGUCAGCAAAGCUGCGACUGCCAGCCAUCAGCCGCCUGCAAAAAAUCCACAACGUGGAUAUUGCCUUGCAAGUGCUCAAAAUCAGAGGGGUCGACCUGAAGGAUGAACAUGGUUCCGUCAUCGAUUCUCGAGACAUUGUGGAUGGUCACCGGGAGAAGACGCUGAGCCUCCUGUGGAAAAUCAUUUUCUCAUUUCAGGUGGAGGUAAUUUUGAACGAGGGUCAGCUGAGGGAGGAGAUUGUCUUCUUGAGGAGAAGCCUGAGGUCAAAACAGAGGUUGGCUUCUGUGAGGGCCGGCCGGGGCCUUGAGCCCAGUGCGCUCAAAACCAAGGCGCCGUAUGAGCAUCGCAGCGCUAAAGUUGUUCUGCUGAUGGAGUGGGCCCGCGCCGUGUGCGACUUCUACAAUCUGACGCUGGAGAACUUCACUGUGACAUUCUCCGAUGGCCGCGUCCUCUGCUACUUAAUCCACCACUACCAUCCCAGUCUCAUCUCGGAGGAGUCGGUCCAUCACAGCACCACCCAAACUGUCGACUGCUCGUCAAGGGGUCGCCUGGAGCUCAACUGCUCGGCCAUCGACUCCGACAGCUCUUUUGACGAUGCUCCCAAAAGCCCAAAUGGCGCAGAGUGUCCCUCUGCGGAGUUUAAAAAGCUACUGGAAAACGAGAAAAGCAACUUCGGGCUGGUUAAUGCUGCGGUGGCUUUCCUGGGUGGAGUGCCUUCCAUGAUCAACCCGGCUGACAUGUCCAACACCAUCCCCAAUGAGCAGGUUGUGAUGUGUUACCUGUCUUUCCUGUGCGCUCGUCUCUUGGACCUGCGUAAUGAAACCAGAGCGGCUCGGGUCAUACAAGGUGCCUGGAGGAACUACAGAAUAAAGAAGGACUUGCAACUCUACAAGGAGAGAAACGUGGCUGCUGUGAAAAUUCAGGGGGCCGUGAAGCGUUUUCUCCAGCGAUGCAAAGCCAGGAAUCAAAAUGCGGCGUCCGUGAUCAUACAGUCCGCCUGGAGAGGCUUUGUUAUUCGUAAAAGACUGCGGAUGGAAAAAGAAGCAGAGCUCCGGAUCAUUCAGAAUCAAGCGGCCACAAUCAUCCAGGCCAAGUGGAGAAUGUUUUCCGCUCUGAGAUAUUACCAGCAAGUCCGAUCCAACGCCGUUGUUGUCCAAGCGCGGUGGCGAAUGAAGAGGGCCGCGUCGGCCUUUGUCCAAAUCCGCUGGGCGACGGCUGUCUUGCAGAGAUAUUUCAGAGCUUGGAUUCACGGGAGGAAAGUACGCGUGCGUUAUCUCUGCCUCAAAGCUGCCGCCGUGAAAAUGCAGAGAGGGUACCGACUGUGGAAAAUCCAGAAAACUCAAAGGGAAAACCGUGCUGCCAGAGUAAUACAAACCGCAUAUAAGAAAUGGCACAUGGAGAAAAUGGCCAAAAGAACAGCCGCCGCUGUUGAGAUUCAGUCUUUCUAUCGAAUGCAAAGGUGCUCGCAUCAAUACAGAAAGAUCCAAAGAAGCGCUUUGCUCAUUCAAGCGCACUACAGAGGUCUCAUUCAAAGAUCCCACUUUCAGAGGCACAAGCAGCAACACCACUCGGCCAUCGUCAUUCAGAGUGCCUUCAGGGGGCACCGGGUCAGGAAACGGGCCCUGAGAAUGAAACGCGCCUGCGUCCUCAUCCAGCGAUGGUACAGGGCCUCUGCAAGAAGAGCUGUGGAAAGGCAAAGAUUUGUCAAGAUGCGCCGUGCCGCCAGGACCAUUCAGUUGGCUUACCGCAAGAAACGCAAUCGCGACUUGCUGAAGAAACGACACCGAGCAGCAACCGUGAUCCAGGCUGCGUUCAGGAAAUUUGCCUCCCGAUGGCGCUACCUCGCCCUCAGGAAAGCAACAGUUGCCGUACAGCAAAAGCUUCGAGCCACAAUUUUAGCUCGGAAGACAAGGGAGGAGUAUGGCGCACUAAGAAAGGCUGCGCUCCUUAUACAAGCCUACUGGAGAGGCAGAGCCGACAGGAUGAGGAUUAAAAAAUACCACCGGAGCGCAACACUUAUCCGGGCCCACUACUACCGAUACAAGGCCCAAGUGGAGUUCAGGUCAAAAAAGGCGGCAGCUGUUGUCAUCCAGCGUCGCUAUCGGGCUCAUGUGGUUGCAAAGAAAACAAGGGAAGCGUUCCUCCAGAAGAAGGCGGCCUGUAUUACCAUAGCGGCGGGAUUCAGAGGCAUGAAAGUCAGAGCGGACCUGAAGAAAAAGCACAAAGCCGCAACUGUCAUUCAGUCGGCACUCAGGAUGUAUUUGAGUCGAAAACAAUACAGGCUCCUUCAAAGUGCAAUCAUUAUCAUCCAGUGCCGUUAUAGAGCCCGACUCUGUUGCAGGGCAGAGCGACACAAGUACAAAGAGCAAAAAAAAGCUGCCUUGAAAAUCCAAGCCGUUUACAGAGGCUGGAGAGGAAGAGAAGAAUUUAAGAAGAGGAGCAACGCCAUCAGAGCCAUCCAGGCUGUGUUCAGAAUGCGCCGAGUUCGUAAGGCUUAUCUUGCCACCAAGUGUGCUGCGGUCAUUCUUCAAGAGCGAUACAGGGCCAAAAUCCGCAUGGCUGAACAGCUGAAGAUGUACAGAACGGUGAAAUCUGCCGCCGUUACCAUCCAGGCCGCAUAUCGUGGCUACUGCGCCCGCAGGAAGAUUGCGCAGAUGCGCCGUGCGGCCUGUGUCGUUCAGAGAAGGUUUCGCAUGAUCCAGGAGAAGAAUCGAUUCCUGGCUCUUAAGACAGCAACUUUGGUUCUCCAGCGGCGCUACAGAGCGCUGAUGUUGACGAGAGAAGUGCGGCGGCAAUACCUGUCAAGGCGCAGGACGGCCGUUUGCCUGCAAGCGGCCUUCAGAGGACGCCAGAUCCGAAAGCAGUUAAGCGUCAAGCAUCACGCGGCCAUUCGGAUUCAGUCAAAUUUCCGGAGCUAUCGGCAGAGAACUCACUACAAGAUGCUUCGAUGGGCUUGCGGUGUUGUGCAAGCGCGUCACAGGGCCAACAGAGAAAUGAGACGGGAGAGGCUGGCUCUGAGUGCAAAGAAACGCGCUGCCGUUGUCUUACAAGCCGCUCUGCGGGGAAUGAGAGCAAGACGACUUAUCAAACAAAAGCAUCGGGCUGCCUCGACAAUUCAGAGAGCUUUCAGAGCCCACUGCGAACACAAGAAGUACAUCGCCCUAAAGUCUUCAGUGCUCGCCAUGCAACGUAGAUACCGGGCCACGGUAGCAGCCAAAGCUCAAAUGCGACACUACCAAACCAUGCACAGGUCUUCAAUCGUCAUUCAGUCAGCGUACAGAGGACUGCGCGUCAGGAAGGAUGUUGCUCGUUGGCAUCAGGCUGCCACUUUGAUCCAGUCUACGUUCAGAAAGCACAGAGAAGAAGUCAAAUUCCAGAGCGCGCGUCAGUCGGCCAUCGUCAUCCAGAGACAUUACCGGGCCUUCGUGCUUCAGAAACGGGAUAGGGGAUACUACCUGAAAGUCCGAUCCUCCGCCAUCGUUCUUCAGGCCACUUUCAGAGGUCGCCUUGCGAGAGGGAGGAUUGGCAAGAUGCACAGAGCAGCGACAGUCAUACAGGCACAUUUCAAGAGGCAUAAGCAGCGGUUGCUCUUCAGAAAACAGCGCCGGGCUGCCUUGGUUUUACAGCAAAGGUUUAGAGCUAUGAGGGAGAGAAACUCGGAGAUGAAGCAUUAUCAAGAAGUCAAGAAUGCCGCUCUUCGUCUGCAAGUUGCCUUUCGGAGAAUGAAAUCAAGGCAAUCCGUCAAACGAAUGCACGCGGCUGCGACUGUCAUCCAGGGCGCUUUCAGGUGCCACCGUGAGAAAGUCCAAUUUCAGGCCACGCGUCGGUCAGCCAUCGUCAUCCAGAGAUGCUACAGAGCCCACAUUCUUCAGAAAAAAGAAAGGGACUACUACCUGAGAGUCCGAACCUCCGUCAUCUGUCUCCAGUCGUUUUUUAGAGGUUGCUCAGAGAGGAGAAAAAUAACCAAAAUGCACAGGGCAGCCACUGUCAUACAAGCAAACUUCAAGAAGCAUCAGCAACAAUUGCGCUUCAGGAAACAGCUCUGGGCUGCUCGUGUCUUACAGCAGAGAUUUAGAGCCGCAAGUCAGCGCAACGUCGAGGUCAAACGUUAUCGGAAAGUCAGGAAUGCUGUGAUUUGUCUACAAGCGGCCUUCCGGGGAAUGGAAUCAAGAAAAUCCAUCCGACAGAGACACCGGGCUGCGACCGUGAUCCAGGCCGCUUUCAGAAGUCGCAGACAGAAAGUCCAAUUCCAAGCCACGCGUCUGUCAAUCAUCGUCAUCCAGAGAUACUACAGAGCCCACCUUCUCCAGAAAAAAGAAAGGGACUACUUCCUGAAAGUCCGAACCUCUGUCAUCUGUCUCCAGUCGUUUUUCAGAGGUUGCUCGGAGAGGAGAAGAAUUGCCAAAAUGCACAGGGCAGCCACUGUCAUACAAGCAAACUUCAAGAAGCAUCAGCAACAAUUGCGCUUCAGGAAACAGCUCUGGGCUGCUCGUGUCUUACAGCAGAGAUUUAGAGCCGCGAGUCAGCGGAAUGUCGAGGUCAAGCGUUAUCGAGAAGUCAGGAACGCUGUGAUUGGUCUACAAGCGGCCUUCCGGGGAAUGAAAUCAAGACAGUCCAUCAAACAAAGGCACUUUGCGGCAACUGUAAUCCAGUCUGCUUUCAGAUGCCGCAGAGAGCGAGUCCGAUUCCAGGCCAAACGCUUGGCGGCCAUCGUUAUCCAGAGAGGCUACAGGGCUCACGUUCUUCAGGAAAAAGAGAGGGACUAUUUCCUGAGAGUCAGAUCCUCAAUCAUUUGUCUGCAGGCAGUUUACCGCGGCCGUUUGGAGAGAAGAAGAAUUGCCAAGAUGCACAGAGCAGCUACCGUCAUUCAAGCAAACUUCAAGAGACGUAAUCAGCAAUCGACUUUCAAGAAGCAACUCUGGGCGGUCUGUGUCUUGCAGCGGAGAUUCAGAGCCCUGCGACAGAAACGCCGUGAGGUCAAACAUUAUGAAAAAGUCAGGAACGCUGCGAUUUGUCUCCAAGCUGCCCUCCGGGGAAUGAGCGCAAGAAAAUCCCUCAGACAAAUGCAUCGGGCUGCCACAACUAUUCAGACGGCUUUCAGAGCCCAUUGUCAGUCGAAGCGGUAUCUGAAAAUAAAAUCAUCUGCGCGAACCAUUCAGCAACGGUUUCGUGCUACCGCAGCGGCCAAAUCUCAGAGGAAACACUUCUUGGAAGUGCGCCGCGCAGCCGUCAUCUUUCAGGCCGCCUACAGAGGCCGGCAAACUCGGAAGCACAUUGCUCGGUUGCACCGGGCGGCGACGGCCAUCCAGUCGGCAUACAGGAGGCGGGUUGAGCUCGUCAAAUUUGAGGCCAUGUGCGUGUCUGUGGUGCUCAUUCAGAAGUACUACCGGGGCUUCAUUCGUCAAAGGCGAGAAAGAAGCAAGUUCCUGAAACUCAAAAGGGCCACUGUGGUUCUUCAGGCUGCAUAUCGAGCUCACAGAGUAAGGAGGUACAUAAGGCAGCAAAGUCGAGCUGCCACUUUGAUCCAGUCGUACUGGAGAUGCUCGGUCCAGAGGCGCCUCUUCCGGAAGAGGAGAGAGGCAGCCAUGAAGUUGCAAGAGAGGGUCAGAGCAAUGCGUCUUGGCAAAGAAGAAAGGGAGAACUACGUGCGAAUGAGGCGGGCCGCGAUCGCGCUUCAGAUCCACUGCAGAGCCUGGAUUGUACGAAAGCAGGAACUCAAGACUGCCAGUGCACAGAGGAGAAUUCGUUUUGCUGCCGCAGUCUACCACCACCUCAGUGCUAUUAAGAUCCAAAGAGCUUUGCGAGCACACUGGGCCUUGGAGUCCGCAAAGAGACAGAUCCAGUCUGUCAUCAUGAUACAAAAUCUGGUGCGAGCGAGGCUACAAAGGAGACGCUAUCUGGCCCAACGGAGGAAGGUCAUGACAGCCCAGAGAGCAGUCAGGCGUUGGUUGGCCCGUCGCCACAAUUCUGCAUCGGUCAUCCAACGUGCUGCUCGCAAGUUCCUCCUCAUCAGGCGCCAGAAGAAAGUGGAACAGGGCGUCGUCAAAAUUCAGGCUCUAUGGAGAGGACAUGUCUCCCGCCAACUGAAUGACAAUAGCAAAGUGAUCAAGUUGAGACACCGCCUGCGUAAAGUCUCUGCCGGCGCCCGGGAGGAGGACAAAUUGCAGAACAAAACCUCAUCUGCCCUGGACUGUAUCCUUCGAUACAGGCACUUCUCCUCCCUCCUCGAAGCUCUGAAAAACCUAGAAGCGGCCACCAGGUUGUCCCCUGUGUGCUGUGAGCACCUGGUGGAGAGCGGCGCCACCAGCGUCAUAUUCACCCUCAUCCGCUCCUGCAACAGGAGUGUGCCCUGUAUGGAUGUCAUCACCUACUCCAUCCAGAUCCUCCUCAAUCUCUCAAAGUACCACAAAACUAUUGAGGCUGUGUAUUUGGUGGAAAACUCAGUGGAGACACUGGUGAACCUGAUCCAGAGAUACAGAGAGAAAGCGGGGGACAAAGUAGCAGACAAAGGCGGCAGCAUCUUCACCAAAGCCUGCUUUCUAUUGGUUCUGCUCCUGCAAGACAAAUGCCACGCCGAGGAGGCUAUGAAUUGCCCAAAGGUCUUGGAUAGGGUAACAAGUAUUUAUCGCCUCACCGUUCGCAAAUACAAGAUGGACGCAGAAAGAAAUGUGGCCAAACAGAAGAUGAACGCGCCAAUCAACGGAAGCUUCUACAUCCCAGCAACGCCACGGAAAUGCCAACCUGUGCCAAGGUUCGCACCGGACUGGGUUCUCAGGAAGGACAAUCUUCCAAAUGUCGUGGAUCCUCUCAAGGCCAUCCACAUGUUGGCAAACACUCUCUCGAUUGUCAUGUAGAUAGUUUUGAAAUGUUGCCAUGUCAGAGUUCUCAUAUUUUUUGUGUUUGUGUUUUGGAAAGUGUUUUAUGUACAGUAAACAUGAUUUUACAGAUACAUCUGUGUGGCCACAUUAAAUGCAUUUCUGUUAUUUCCAGUG